Molecule: messenger RNA, 2891 nt
Organism: Ciona intestinalis (vase tunicate)
Lineage: Eukaryota; Metazoa; Chordata; Ascidiacea; Phlebobranchia; Cionidae
Source: RefSeq, a predicted model, not a curated record
CUUAGAGUCAGUUUUAAUCGUCUUGCCGCACUAUACAGAAGCUGUACUCGACUAUGUAAAAUUUUUGGUAGGGAUUUUACUGCGUGCUGUAAUUUCAGUUAAUUGUUAUAUAAUCGUGUGAAUUAUUGUAUCUAAUGAAGCCACUAUCAGCAAACGAUUAUCUUUUAAUUCCAAACCGGACGUCCGUGACACCAUUAUUACAUCUCGGGACGCCAAACUUAAAUCUUCCUGACUUCGCUAACACAAGAAUGAUAGCCAAUAAUCAACAAUCCGUAAGCGAGUCUUCGAACCCGGAACCUCUAUGCAAUAACCCAGCCAAGGAAGCAGCGCUGCAUGCUCUAUGCCAAAAGACUGGGUACACGAUUAAACAGGAAAAUGGACAACGAAAAUAUGGCGGGCCACCUCCCCACUGGAAUGACGUCAUCCCCGGGAAAGGAUGCGAGGUGUUUGUUGGAAAGUUACCACGUGACCUAUAUGAAGACGAACUUGUUCCUGUGUUGGAAAAAUGUGGUCGGAUUUAUGAGUUGCGUUUAAUGAUGGACUUUAAUGGCAACAACCGGGGGUUUGCUUUUGUGAAGUAUUGCGCCGCUAGUGAGGCCCGUGCAGCGCUAAAGGAUCUGAACAACUUCGAAAUUCGAAAGGGGAGAUUACUCGGGGUAUGCAAGAGCGUGGAUAAUUGCAGAUUGUUUGUCGGUGGGAUCCCCAAAACAAAACAAAAAGAGGAAAUUCUAAUUGAGAUGAAAAAGGUGACCGAGGGGGUAUGUGACGUCAUAGUUUACCCAUCUGCGGCCGAUAAACAGAAGAAUCGAGGAUUUGCGUUCGUGGAAUACCAGGACCAUCAUACGGCUGCAAUGGCCAGAAGAAAGUUGAUGCACACCAGACCACAAAUCUGGGGUCAUCCUAUCGCUGUUGAUUGGGCCGAGCCAGAAGUCGAAGUUGAUGACGACAUAAUGGCCACUGUUAAGAUCCUCUACGUCAGAAACCUGAUGCUGAAUACGACCGAAGAGCAAUUGGAAGCGGAGUUUUCGGCUCUAGUACCGUCUGGAUCUAUUGAAAGAGUGAAGAAGAUACGAGAUUACGGCUUCGUUCAUUUUAACACGCGAGAAAAUGCGAUAAAGUGUUUGAAACAAUUGAACGGGAAGAUUUUGGAUGGGUCCCCGAUGGAAGUCACUUUGGCGAAACCAGUAGACCGUGAAACAUACGUCAGAUACACGAGAGCAGCAAAUAGAGUUGUUGAGACUCAAGAACCACUAACAAUACCAGGAUAUGUUGCAACGACUUAUGAUCCACGAUUUGAUCCUGCAUCUGCUGCUUAUUCAUACGCAGGAGGACCUAUCUACUACGGUGUCCCGUACGGUGCUACUACUAUCCCGACCCUCGCUUCUUCUCCGAGAUUCGCUGUACCGCCCCUUAGAGGUGGGGUACCACAAGUUCCAGGGAUGGUCACUCAAAUUGGGGCCGCGGGAGUCCCUCUUGGUAUUCCGGGCGCUACGACGGGGAUUGCUGGGGCCCAGGGCAGGGGCAUUUCACUGAGAGGACGAAACAGAGCUGCAGGGAGUCGGGUGGCAGCCAGAGUAGGCAACGGAAGAGUUGGCUUCCAGACGACGUACUACAGCCAAUACAAACGUCCGCAGUGGUAUCAACCACAACAGGUGGUAUCGGUCCAACCGCCGGUGCAGGCAGAGAAAUACGACUUAAUGCCAGACAUGGUGCUCACCCCUACCAACCCACUAUCGCUCAAGCCCAGCCAACUGCAGAAAUCGCCAAUACAGCUUUUGGAGGAGUACUGCAUGAAAAUGUCGCUGGGGAACCCGGACUACAAGCUACACUCAGCCGAUGGCCAGAAUGGUCGCCAACUGUUCUUAUACCGGGUGGAAAUCCCGGGCUUGUCCAGCAGCCAAUCCCAGCAGGACACGUCAUACAACCCCAACCAAUCAGCGCAAGCCAAACCCAACCAGUUCACCCCUACCAAAUUGUGUACCUCACUUGAUGUCGCUAAAGAAAUCGCUGCCAGUCACGUGUUAGAUUCGCUCUCGGGUGAUGACGUCACCACCGAUGACGUCAAACCUGACGUUGAGCAGGUGUACGUCACCGACAACAUACCAACUGUCGGUACAGGAAUUAACGGCGACGUUAAUGGAUACGCAAUGUACAACGGAGCCGUGACUGACAGCGACUAUUCAAGCUUUCAACUGUACAAUUCAACCGUCACAUACCCAGGAAUCGCAACGACCGCAACUGAUGCAUACGGUCCAUAUUAGUUGUACAUAACUCGCAACCUUACUGUAUAGAAUAACAUCCGCGCGCAAUUAUCGUAUUUUUCCGUAAUAAUUAUCGCUACGCCGUAAUUGGUCGCCGUCUACUUGGUUGAUAUUGUUACUGUUCCAAAGGCCUUUCGUUGCGUACAGGGCUCUUUCUUGAUUAGCUGUGCAUUUUUUCACCGCCAGUGUUGCUGACGAUUGUGACGUUCCGUUGAUUGUUACGUCACAAUCGUGUUUACAUCACCAUUGAUUAAUAGGGCCGUCAUUGGUACGUUUUAAUCGGGAGAGGUAGUUUCAAUUUAUUUAUUUAAAACGAAUUAAAAUUAACAGAACUCGAACAAAUUGUUUAGGGUAACAGUCCUCUAUAUUGCCUCGUUUUAAAAGCAGUUUUUAUUUUAUUUUCUAUUUUUUACAAAGGUUCCUACAGUUUCACGUACCCCAAAUCAUCAAAAAAUCAUCCUAAAUCACAAAUAGAGAGAGAAUAUCCUCUAAUACAUCUCUCAUUCGUUCCUGCUUAAGUUAAGUCUUAAGUGGGUGCGAAGGCGACAAUUAUAUGCUGCGAUUUGCUGUAACUUCUUGAUUGCAUUAAUCAAAUGUAAAUUUAAUAAUUAAUACACGCUUUACUCGAAA